CUGUUCACGACGUUGUAGGCUGGGAAUCUUCACCUACAAUAAUAAAGUCCUAAAUGGUUAACAUUUCACGUUUUUUCUUGGCUGAUCACACUUUUAGAAAACCUCAUAUCUGUCGUUCACCAUGAAACUGCUGGAUUGGCUGUUCAAGCCAUCUUCUUGGCUUAGUUCUGGUGCAUUACCAAACAGAUUAUAUAGUCGGCUAGUCGCGUUUACAAUUCAGCGAUUCUUGGGCCGUUUUCUAAAAAAUGAAAUUAAGUCCGACGACCUUAAUGUUCUUCUUUCUCGCGGGAUGCUUGUUUUGAACGAGUUGGCUUUGGAUGCUGAAUCAAUUAAUAACUUAUGGAAACAUCCUCAAUUGUCCGUCGUAAGCGGAGGUUUCAAACAAAUGAGCAUUCAAAUGUCUGCUAGUGAUUUAUGGAACGGGAAAAUACGAGUGUCUAUAUCCCAACUGCAUGUACAAUUGCAGCUGCACCAAAGCGAUUUCGAGGGAGGCUCAUUAUAUGAGGACGCGAUGUCUGAGUCGGAUUUCUUCGAAUCACUCUUAAAUGCAGCCAAAGAGGCUUCAUUGGAAGAGUUAUCUCAGACAGACUCGUUGAAUCAUGAUUCUGGACUCGAUUCACAGUCGUCACGAUCUAUUGCUAGUAUGUUAUCCGAGAAGCUAAUGAAUUCCAUUUGCCUAAAUGUGACCGAUAUUAAACUCGGAAUUGUCUUGUACUCUUCAGAUAAACACUUGGUCUGCUCUAUUGAAUCAGAGCGCUUCUGGCUUGACAGUCUUGACCAAAGUACAGCUACGCGGAAAGCAGGGAUAGGUUCAGUCCGCCUUUCGCUACGUAUGCAAGAUGAACUUGAUUCAGACUCGGCUGUUGGGUCGCCCAAAGCAUCUCGGGUGACAACAGCAUCUAAUUCACCUUCGGGCUCUACGGACUCGAUUGCAACUAUUGAUUCUUUUAAAACGGUGAUAGAAGAAGAAGAUCCAGUAUAUAAAAGUGCAACCUUUCAGCCUCCUUCUGAUACACCCGUGUUAGAAGCAACUGUCUGUAAUAUUCGAGGACCAAUUGAAAUCCAAUUCCAGUUACAGAAUUCUUCUAUUGUGUACACGAGUUUACAAAUUGCUUCUGUUUAUGUACCCUUACAUCCUUUCGUCCUUUGGGCUUUUUCUUGCUUUCACAUUCUUUCUGCACAACCAAAGUUGUCACAGAAACAGAAUGAGCGGUCUCCUGAAUUAUCUCUGGACGUUAAUAUAAGUCAAAUCCACAUUGCCUUAUACCCUUCCCUCAUAUCCUCGUUCCCUGCUCCUGUCAUACAACCUCUUUUCCAUCAAUUUGCUUUUGACUUACAAGCAUCUCCCGCUUUUUUAACGGGUCUGUACUGUAUUCACGUUUCUAAUGCACGCAUGAUUAAUGACUUCAUUUUUGAUGUUUCACGAGUUUCCUUAUUCUUUCAUGAUGAAUCCAUACUUAAUAUGAGCGGCGAUAAUGAACUUUUCGCUAGUGGCAAGCUGUCUCUAAAUUCAGCAAUUGCCUCGGUCUCUGCCUCGGUCUCUCCUUUUUCGUUACAGUUGGCUGCACACGAUGUUUUUACUAUGGUUGCCGAACUACAAUUAUUUUCUGAUGUAACAAAUUCUCUUUUUGAUCUCUAUAAUGUUGCGCCUUCGAUAAGUUCGAACGACUCUAACCAAGCUUCAAUUCUUUCCCCUUCAACAGAUAAGUCCGGUUGUUUGACUUUCUCUGUAACCUUGAAUUCUGUUAAACUUAUUUUGACAUCUGACGAAUUUGCCCCAUAUGUAUCCGCUUGUAUUGACUUGUCUGAUUUCUCGAUAAUUUUCAAAAGAGAAGGUACCCGACAAGCUUUUGUUCUUCAUACCACCGAAGCUUGUUUUUAUUGGAAGUCAAGUAGUAAGCAGAGCAUUACCGAGAGACCCAUCACACUCAGACGCCUUUUGUGCGAGACACAUAGGUGUUCAUCAUAUCUCCCUUUCAAUGUUCGCGUUGUUGAAACACAGCUUGAUGCACUGGAGUUUGUUGAACUGGAAAAACCGCAAUUUGAUAUCCAGCGGAUCGCUAAUGUGGUAAUAGAAAGCAUUGAUCUUAAAUUAUCUAUGAAGGUAAUACAGGCAUUCUCUUCACUAGUCUCUGUUAUUUCAAUGAGUUCGAGUAACAGUAUCGAAAAAAGGACGGAUAAUGCGUUGGACAGCCUUCUCUUUAAAUUUCGAUUCGGGAAACUCUCUUGUCAGUUUACUUGCAAGGACACAUAUACAGUAUUUCCUACGUUUGUGAAGGGAAAAUUUGGCAUGACUAUAGCGUCUAAUGAAGUGGUUGACUGUUCUGCUACUAUAGAUGAACUGAGUUGCAAUGUCACCCAUCACAAAAGUGGUCAGCAUCAUUCGGUCAUCUCUCAUCUUAAGGGUUUGCACUCAUCUAAGAAGCAAAAUGUUAAUUUGAAUCUUCUAUUCUCGAGCUCAACGAAUGAGCAACUUGUUUUGCUUGUUUCAUGCGUAUCUAUUGACCAUUAUUACUCAUUUCCUUGGAUUCAGGCAUUCUUGGAGACAUACUUCGAGGCGGAUCCAGAAAAACCAUUCCUACAAUUUCCUUCUUUUGCUCACUCAAUUGAGUUAAAAUUUGAAAAUGUCCUUCUGGGGUUCAAUUGUCCAACAACGUAUAGUCGAUUGCUUGCUUUAAUGGAAAGUGCCUCCAUGCUUAUUGAUCCCAUUGCUGAUCCAACACAGAUCAGCGGUUUAAUUGAAGUGCAUUCCGUUCGUGGUUUUCUUAUUGACAAUAUCGAUAAAUCACCGUUACCUAAAUCAUCGGGCGUUUCGCCGACAUUUACACAAGAUUUGUGUGCUUUAUUCAAGGCAUUAGGUUAUGUUCAAAUAGCCCAAUUCAGAGGCUUAAAUAUCAAGGCGAUGUUGAAAUUGCGGCAAGGUCAACCAUAUAUUACACUUGAUGUGAACAGUUGUGAUGCACAUGUAAGUGUCUGUGCUGACAGUUUUAAAACAUUGAAUGAGUUCCUAGCGUCAGUGAACAUGAAUGAACCUGCCUCCUCAUCUAAUUCAGAUCAAAAUACUUUUGUUGUCAGGCACUCCGUCGAGCUAAUGUCCGCUAUUGACAAGGACUUUUUUAACAGUCAAGACAUGCUCCUGAAAUUGGAACCAGAUGGUCUGGAAGCACCUUCAUUUGCUUUGCAAUUUGAUGAUGACUUCUUUGGGUCAAACUCGGAACAAAAGUUAUCUAGUUCCCCGUCUGAAGACAUUGAAUUAGUAUCCAGUAACUCUGCUUCUAGCACAUUUUCGGAAGUUUUGUUCCAAAGUCCCGUAAACAGUUCGGCAGAUGUUAAUUUGCCAAAGAGUGAUCUACCAAACAUCAUGUUUGAUCUCACUGAAAAUUAUUUCAGAAAGGAUGAUCAGACGGUAUCUCAAGUGCUUCAAGCUUCGACAAACGUUGACAAUCCUUUUACUUUAACGUUUCAUGAUAUUAAUGUAACCGUUGACUUACAUGAUGGUUAUGAUUGGAGUACAACUCGCAAAACUCUUGCAGAAUCUAUAUAUCAUUACCAAACUUGGUCAUCCAAGAAGUCGAAUGUCGAGAAAAAGGGUUCACAUCCUAAAGUUGUAUAUGGUUGCUUAUGUAUUGAUCGGCUGCAUACGAUUGAAGAACCAUCAGAAGCUUCCUUGCGUGAACCCAUUGAUACGCCAAUACCAGAGUUCCUUAAAAAGAGAGCCUUCACUUUACACUUGGGUCGUUCAUUUGAACACAAAACAAAGCUACAAUUAAGCAAUGUCUGUGGUCAUUUUCUAUCUACUGCCAAUCCUGAAAUGCCAUAUGAUAUUUUGCUCAAAUUGUCGGAUUUGUGUAUAUAUGAUAAUAUGCCCACUUCUCAUUGGAACAAAGUCUUAUCGUACAAUAGGGCUUUUGGUCCGAGAAAUGAGAAGAAGCCGUUCGUGCAACUGAAAGUCGUUCGAGUAAAGCCGGUGAAGGAACUGGAUUCAUCGGAACUCCGUAUGACUGUUCAUGUUGCGCCAUGCAAACUUCGUUUCGACCAAGACACACUUGAUCAACUCAUUCGAUUUUUCCUAUUUCAGCCAACCAACUCCUCGGCUAGUGUUGAACGUCCAUUAUCACACACUGAUGCCCCAUACUUACAGCAGCUUGUAUUUUCCGGUGUGGUGCUGUCUUUCGACUACAAACCGAAGAGGGCAAGUCCGUAUGUUUUGCAGAGUCAUUUGUACAGUCAACUUUCCAGUCUAUUUACGUUACAAAAUUCCCAAGUUUAUCUACGUGAAGUCGUUGGUAAUGGAUUAUUGGGGUUCGACCAAGUUGGUAAACUGUUGUUAAAGCUUUGGCUUUCUGACAUCCGACACAAUCAACUUGAAGAUGUGCUAUCUGGUAUUGUACCUGUGCGAACAUUGUUAACUGUUGGUGGGGGUGUCAAAGAUCUGUUUGUCGUUCCUGUGAAGGGAUACCAAGAAGGACAUUUUAUGACUGAAUUGGGCAAAGGGCUUUUAAAGUUUGCCAAAACUACAUUUCGUGAGGCAGUACUUGUGAAUGCACAAUUGGCGACAAAAUCACACGGUGUUAUGCAUCGAUUGGAGAAGUAUCUACAGUUUGAAGAACAGACGGAACUUGUUAGUCCUUAUAUGGGUCAACCGGAAUCGUUCGUGAAAGGUUUGCGUGAAGGAUUUUCGGGUUUAAAGCGACAAUUAGCUACCACAAAGUCAACUAUUGAACAGCUCCCCUCGGAUUUGACCCAACAACGAGACGUUGCCAGUGUUGCGCGAAGACUGUCUCAUAAUGUGCCGCUUGCUUUUGUUAAACCCAUGGCCGGCGCAACAGAGAUUGUGUCAAAAGCACUGUUGGGACUCUCUAAUACCUUGGACCCUAGUAGGAAACAAGAACUCAAAGAUAAAUAUAAAAGUAUCUCUCGGUCAAGUUCAUCAAGAAAUUUCGACGACACUAAUUAGGUCUACGUGAUUAUGGACAAGUAAAUAUGUCCUAAUACAAAGCAAUUACUAUGGUAAUGUUUCUUAGAGACAUAGUAAUUGUUAUGAAAAGAAAUAGUAGCAGUUUUUAGCUUCAAAUUGGUGACUUGUUGGCGUCAGGGAGUGGAUGAACGCACUAUACCAUUGUUGCAGCUUUCUUUAAUAUGAAUAAUUCAUCUGUAAUGUUGAAUUUGGU
This is a messenger RNA of Schizosaccharomyces japonicus yFS275, 5171 nucleotides long. RefSeq names its product autophagy associated protein Atg2. The transcript is spliced from 2 exons. Gene Ontology annotation, biological process: autophagy. NCBI's taxonomy places the organism in Eukaryota, Fungi, Ascomycota, Schizosaccharomycetes, Schizosaccharomycetales, Schizosaccharomycetaceae. Gene Ontology annotation, cellular component: endoplasmic reticulum membrane; phagophore assembly site membrane. The record is from RefSeq and is a predicted model, not a curated record. Bases 122 to 4957 code for a protein of 1611 amino acids.